UCAAGAUCUCUGCCAGAGAGCUGGGAGGAGAAAGGAAAUUCCAAGAGCUGGCCAGUAUUUAUGAGAAACAAGCACGCUUGCAUUCUUGCAAAGUCCUCUUGGAAGCAGCUCUUAUCAGCUCUUGAUUCGUCUUGCCGCCUCAACUUUGUUAAGACAAAGUAGCAUCUUAGAUAUGGCUCCAGAGACCCACAUGCCAGAACCCAUAUGCCUCAUUGGGAACAGCGGGGAACAGCUCGUGGCCAACCAGGAAGCCCUGAAGAUUCUGUCUGCCAUCACACAGCCUGUGGUGGUGGUGGCCAUCGUGGGCCUCUACCGUACAGGCAAAUCCUACCUGAUGAACAAGCUGGCUGGCAAGGAGAAAGGCUUUUCUGUUGGAUCCACUGUGCAGUCUCACACCAAGGGCAUCUGGAUGUGGUGUGUCCCUCAUCCCCAGAAGCCAGACCACACCGUAGUUCUCCUUGACACAGAGGGCCUGGGAGAUGUGGAGAAGAUUGAUGAAAAGAGUGAUACUCAGAUCUUUGCACUGGCAAUCCUUCUCAGUAGCAUCUUUGUAUACAACACCAUGAACAAAAUUGACCAGGGGGCUAUUGACCUACUGCACACCGUGACAGAACUGACAGAUCUGCUCCAGACAAGGAACUCCUCCGACCUUAAUACAGUUAGAGAACCUGCUGACAUGAGCUUCUUUCCGGACUUGGUGUGGACUCUCAGAGAUUUCUUCCUAAGUCUGGAAACAGACGGGCAUGCCAUCACACCAGAUGAAUAUCUGGAGAACUCACUGAAGCUGAGACAAGGUAGUGAUGAAAAAACUCAAAUAUUCAACGUGCCCCGACUGUGUAUUCAGAAGUUCUUCCCAGUGAAGAAAUGCUUUGUUUUUGACUCCCCUGCUGACAGAAAUAAGCUUUCCCAGCUUCAAACGCUCAACAGUGAUGAGCUGAGCCCUGAAUUUGUGCAGGAGCUGUCAGAAUUCUGUUCUCACAUCUUCACCCAUUCCAAGACCAAGACUCUCCCAGGAGGCAUCCAGGUCAAUGGACCUCGUCUAGAGAGCCUGGUGAUGACCUACAUCGAUGCUAUCAAUAGUGGGGCUCUGCCUUGCAUGGAGAACACAGUGGUAACCUUGGUCCGGAGAGAGAACUCGGCAGCAGUGCAAAGGGCUGUCACUCACUAUGAUCAGCAGAUGAGCCAGAGGGUGCAGUUGCCCACAGAGACCCUCGAGGAGCUGCUGGACCUACACCGGACCUGUGAGAAUGAAGCCUUGGAAAUCUUCAGGAAGGAUUCUUUCAAGGAUGAGGACCAAUGUUUCCAGAAGGAAUUGAAGACCCUACUAAGUGCAAAGCAGGAUGAGAUUUGUAAGAAGAAUGUGGAAGCCUCUGCAAACCACUGCUCAACCCUACUUCAGAAUAUUUUUAAGCCCCUGGAACAACAAGUGGCACAGGGGAUCUAUGCUACACCAGGAGGCCACCGUCUCUUCCUUCAGAAGAUGGAACAGCUGAAGGCACAGUACCGUCAGCAGCCAAGGAAGGGAACACAGGCUGAGGAAGUGCUGCAGGAAUAUUUGAAGGCCAAAGAACAACUGAGCAAUACAAUUCUACAAACAGACCAGGCUCUCACAGCCAAGGAGAAUGAGAGAAAAGCGGAACAAGCCAGGGCAGCAGCUGCAAGGGCUGAAGCACAGAGGUUGCGGGCGAUUCGAAUCCAGGAAGAGCAGAGGAGAGCUGAGCAGCAGAGACAGUAUCAAGAGGAACUGAGGCAAAUAGAGAUCAACAAAGCAAACUUCCAGGCACAGCAAGAGAGGAUCAGGAAAGAGAGGAUUCAGCAAGAGGCUGCGAGGAUCAGAGCAGAACAAGAAGCUAAACUCAGAGAACUCAAUCAACAGCUUGAGGCUGCAAGGGCAAUGAACCAUCAUCACUCGUCAGGCAAUGAUUGCAUCUUACUCUAAAGCACCAAAAGCCAGGGUUUCCCAUUCUAACUGCCCCUCAUUGAAGACACAAAGGAGCAAGUGACUAAAAGACUUGAGACAACCACUGGUUAUAAAACUCCAAUGCCCCCUGUCUGACUGCUGUAUUUGUCUCAAGGUAUUUUACACUACCUAGGGGAUGUUAAUUUGAUCAACAUCUUGGACUCACAUGUGUAUCUCUCCUGCUGGUAGACACAGAAAGAAAGUACCAAUGAAAAAUCAGAAACAGUGUACAUUUCUCAACUGGAUGGAGGCCCUUAGUCUGCGGGCAGUGUGGCUCUUCAGUAAUGUUAGCUGGCCAUUUGCACGUUCUCUUUCCUCUGUGUUUCUUCUAUGGGAGCGCAAUCACAUUAUAGUCAGUCUUGUCACAUGCCCAGCUAUCACGUCACUCACUUAGAGGUAGAUUUGUUUCUAUUGAUUGUCUUCUCUGCCAGCUUCACGUUCACAUUCUAUCUUUUGAUAUGAUCAUUACAGAAAUUCUUCUUCACCAAUACAGUGUUUUUGAUACACAGAAUUGCUAACUGGCUCUAUUUUCAUUUUUCUUCCUUAAAGUCUAUACCUGCCCAUGUUUAUUGCUCACUUUCUACCAGAUUCUUAAACAGUAGUCAUACUUAUAUUUAAUCAUUUUAGUGAUUUAAGAUUCAAACAUUUUAAAUGAUUUUUUUUUUUGGUUUUACGAGACAGGGUUUCUCUGUAUUGUUUUGGAGGCUGUCGGUCUAGCCCGGCCUUGAACUCACAGAGAUCUGCCUGCCUCUGCCUCCCAAGUGCUGGGGUUAAAGGUGUGCGCCACCACUGCCCAGCCAAUAUCUGAUAUUCUAAUUUUAUCUCUAUUCAUGGGUCUAUUUACUUUACCUCUUUAAAAUAAAUAACUGUACUUGG
Messenger RNA from Mesocricetus auratus (golden hamster), 2836 nucleotides. RefSeq names its product guanylate-binding protein 5. The record is from RefSeq and is a predicted model, not a curated record. Gene Ontology annotation, molecular function: GTPase activity; GTP binding. Lineage: Eukaryota; Metazoa; Chordata; Mammalia; Rodentia; Cricetidae. The transcript has 11 exons. The coding region runs from base 173 to 1939 and encodes 588 amino acids.